UCCGAGUGUUUUGUAGGAUCUUAAUCGUGGUGUUAAUUCUUGACUUUCACUUCAGUGCGACACUUUUUUCCUCUUGUUGUCACGGAUACAAGAGCCUCAACCUGUAGCCUCACUAAAAAGCUCAAUGUUUCUCUGGGGCAGCCGGAGCCGCAGGCGAAGCUAACAACUCCUGACUUUUUAAAAUUGAUUUCCAUACCUUGAUACUUUGAAUAUCCAACUACCAUGCCGCGCACCUACAUCAGAGGCGAGACUCCCGAGUCUGAAUUGCCUCGCGACAGCACGACAUUUUUGGCAGUGGGGUCGUCUCGCAAGAACACAAGUUCAAGUUUUUAUCAUCACGCAGCACGAGAAGAAUCUCCCUCCUGUGCCUCGUUUUCGUAUCCUGUAGAUGAAACUUACUCGUACUCGACUUCUACAAGGAUAAAAACGAGCAAGAGAGCGGACGAGCUGCGCACGCACACACGACCACACCGCUCUACUUCACCUAGUAGCUCUUCUUUAAGCUUACGGGCGACUAAGCCGAAGCCUAUCUUCCCUUGUUGGGCGGUGGUCCUUCUCUGUUGUCUCGGAGGUUUAGCGGUGUGCGGGGCGCUAGUCGGCGUUUUGGUGUGGUACUUUGAUCCAAAUAGAAGUGGCAGCGAAGGACCACCAUCUCCUGGUAAUGAAAACGACAAGCGGCUUUCCGUGCCCCUGGUUCCCAUCAACUUCGAUGAGUACUAUUACGGAGAAAAUAGUUCGAGAACUACUUCCGAUGGUGAGAACAACGGCCGCAGGAAGAACCGGCACAGCGGAAUUCUCGUGGACCAGAUUGCCAAGAACUUGCGGUACGGGGAGAAUAUGGGAAGAAGUAGAAAACACCACAAAACGACAGAAGACCACGCAGGUCCACCUCAUUUCGAUUUCCACAUCGACUCGCUCGGCUUCCUCGUCGGGGAUAGCGUGCUGGAUAACAGCGGGUUUUUGGAAAUUCCCAACACCGAACUGAAGGAAAAUUCCCUUCUAUCAAAUGUAAAAAUGUCUGGGUCUGGAAGAAUGCAACUUGUAAUGCGUAUUUCAGGACACAGAAAAGUCUCUCAUGCAUACGUAGCAAAAGCUCCCACUUUUUGUCAGCAAAAUAGGGGACUUGUCAUGCGGAUUCUGCAUUGCGGAAGGUUCUCGAAACCUGUGAUGCUAGAGCUUCCAUGCCAGACCUUCUGCGUCAUGCAAAAACAGCAUGACUCUUCCAGACCCAAACACUUUUACAUUUGAUACCUUCCGUUCUCCUACGAUUUGUUUAUGGAGAAGCAAAAGCCCGACGUGGCCUACUGGGCCAACUAUUACCUGUACCGAAAAGCGUUGGAGGAAAGGGAAAAAAGGGAGAAAGAGCACGGUCGUGGAGGUUUUGAUACCAGUAUAAGUAGCCAUGGUCCUGUGCCUUUAUCUCAAGUGGUGAUGGCAGCGGAGGCAGGGAGCUCGCUAAAGGACCGGAUUGUUGUUGUCAAUUCUGGUGCUCAAAAUGGAGAUCGUCGAGGCGCGGAAAAACAGGAAGAUGAGAGGGUAGAAGUUGCAGAGUCGCCAGAGGUCGCUGCUCGCUCGGACUCUCACCCUGAUAACACAGGCGCCAUCAAGCCUGCAAUUUUAUUCGGGCGUGGUCUCCUGUCGCGAAACAUUGAUGUGCUUGAUGUCGAACGAGCGCAAAACAAAGAAGGCCAAGGUUCUGACAAUGAAAAUAACUCUCCCGCCACUUCUGACGGAGCCACCACCACGAAAACAACUUCCGUCGUGAAGAACGACACUUCCGUGCGCGAGAACCUGCAACGCGGGGACACACUGUUCGUGCACGUGUCCGGAAAUGACUUUUACCCGACAAUUUUGGAAGAAUUCAUCGACGAAGAACUGCCUGAACUGAAGGACAAAAACUACACCGAUGAGGAUUAUCUCGUCGCCAAGAUGCUGCAAUCGAUGCGGCUGUGGGGCGGCAAGUUUGCGGUGCUGUACGAGAAGCUUUGGAAAGCGUACCUGCCGACAUAUGUGCGUUAUUUAACGGAAAGGGCGUGCGCAGCGAAGCCGGUCAAGGAACUAAAACAAAUGAAGCUCGGCAGUCUCCCCUGGCGGAAAAGAAAAUUGAAAAUUCGUGUCGUGAUCUUAUCCCUACCGAGGCCGCGGCUGUACUUUUUCCGAGGUGUUAUGUGGAAAGUGCUCGGAGGUCGUCGAGACGACCAGGAAAGCGACGGACCUGCACGAAACAACGUGAACAGAAGUGGAAUCAACCUCGCGAAACACAUCAAAGACAACGCCAUGGCGGUCUUGUUGGACCGGUUUUGGAAGGCGUCGACGCAGGCGUUAUACAAACUGGUGAAAAGUGAGGAAUUUUUGGACGCGAUUUCUUCGGCAGAAGGUGGAGUAGGAGCCAAUGGCAAUAUGCAAGAAAAUUCCCAACCCCGAGGCUGCCUCGAACUCGAUUUCACUAACACGAAAAUGACGCUGCGGGGCGAAAACACGCCGGAGCUGUACGGCGUAGACGGAUUGCACCCGAAUGUACAGGGGUCCGAAGCGCUCGGAGCACUGUUGAGCGGGGAGAUGGGGCAACGCGGCGCACCGUAGGUGAGAGAGAUGAAUGACGAGCGGCGAUUCUACAAGUCUUAUUCUUAAUCUAAGACGUUACAACUCUGUGCCACCUCCACCUGUGCCUCCGCCUUGUGCCUAAGGGGCCGGGGCGUGGCACUGCGUUUCGUUUCAGUACAGUGCCACUGUUGAGUUAUCAAAAACUACUCCUUUGGCAGCAAGCCAAUGAUAGAUUAGUAGUAAGUGGAAGUUCUUGGGCUCGACUAAACUAUCUUCUGAAGUAGUAGAACUGCAGUUACCUCCAACACGUGCGCUUCCGAAUGAAUGUAUGAUGUUUAACAACUGCACGCUUCAACAUUAAACAAACAAACUUAUCGACAUAUAGAUUUUUGGGAACACAAUGAAUGACAGUUGUUUCAAACGAAGCGUUUCAAAGUACAGGUUAACGACAUGUCAAAAUCCGCCUUGUAAUGAUUGUGACCUUUAAUGCUGAAAUGUUGAGAGUGUG
Amoebophrya sp. A120 is the source of this 3052-nucleotide messenger RNA. Lineage: Eukaryota; Dinophyceae; Syndiniales; Amoebophryaceae. The record is from the annotation of a GenBank genome assembly.